Molecule: messenger RNA, 6226 nt
Organism: Chionomys nivalis (European snow vole)
Lineage: Eukaryota; Metazoa; Chordata; Mammalia; Rodentia; Cricetidae
Gene: Erbb3
Product: erb-b2 receptor tyrosine kinase 3
Exons: 28
Coding region: 146-4159 (1337 amino acids)
Biological process (GO): cell surface receptor protein tyrosine kinase signaling pathway; protein phosphorylation; multicellular organism development
Cellular component (GO): basal plasma membrane; signaling receptor complex
Molecular function (GO): ATP binding; neuregulin binding; protein tyrosine kinase activity
Source: RefSeq, a predicted model, not a curated record
CUCCGGCUCCUCUUGCCGUCCGCAACCUCCGCUGCCGCCGUUGCACUACCUAUUCGCUGGCUGCUCAGGUGGCUGUCGCUUCGAUGUCCUAAUCCAGGGGCCCCCGGGCCAGACUCGACUGGGCUCCCUUCACCCUCCCUUCACCAUGAAGGCGACUCUGCAGGUGCUGGGCUUCCUUCUCAGCCUGGCCCGGGGUUCCGAGAUGGGCAACUCUCAGGCAGUGUGUCCCGGGACGCUGAAUGGCCUGAGUGUGACGGGUGAUGCGGAGAAUCAGUACCAGACGUUGUACAAGCUCUACGACCGGUGUGAAGUGGUGAUGGGCAACCUGGAGAUUGUGCUCACGGGGCACAACGCUGACCUCUCCUUCCUGCAGUGGAUCCGAGAAGUGACAGGCUAUGUCCUUGUGGCAAUGAACGAAUUCUCUACACUACCCUUGCCUAACCUCCGAGUGGUCCGGGGAACCCAGGUGUACGACGGGAAGUUUGCCAUCUUUGUCAUGUUGAAUUACAACACCAACUCCAGCCAUGCCCUGCGCCAGCUCCGCUUCACUCAGCUAACUGAGAUUCUGUCAGGGGGCGUUUAUAUUGAGAAGAAUGACAAACUUUGCCAUAUGGAUACAAUUGAUUGGAGCGACAUCGUGAGGGUCCGGGGGGCCGACAUCGUGGUGAAGAACAACGGGAAAAACUGUCCACCCUGUCAUGAGGUCUGCAAGGGGCGAUGCUGGGGGCCUGGACCAGAAGAUUGCCAGAUAUUGACCAAGACCAUCUGUGCCCCUCAGUGUAACGGUCAUUGCUUUGGGCCCAACCCCAACCAGUGCUGCCAUGACGAGUGUGCAGGGGGCUGCUCUGGACCCCAGGACACGGAUUGCUUUGCCUGCCGACACUUCAAUGACAGUGGGGCCUGCGUACCUCGCUGUCCACAACCUCUUGUGUACAACAAGCUAACGUUCCAGCUUGAGCCCAACCCCCACACCAAGUAUCAGUAUGGAGGGGUCUGCGUUGCCAACUGUCCCCAUAACUUUGUGGUUGAUCAGACAUCUUGUGUCAGAGCCUGCCCUCCUGACAAGAUGGAAGUAGAUAAAAAUGGACUCAAGAUGUGUGAGCCUUGUGGAGGGUUGUGCCCAAAAGCCUGUGAGGGGACAGGCUCUGGAAGCCGCUACCAGACUGUGGACUCCAGCAACAUCGAUGGGUUUGUGAACUGCACCAAGAUCCUGGGCAACCUGGACUUCCUUAUCACUGGCCUCAACGGAGACCCCUGGCACAAGAUCCCUGCUCUGGACCCGGAGAAGCUCAAUGUUUUCCGGACAGUACGGGAGAUCACAGGGUACCUGAACAUCCAGUCCUGGCCCCCACACAUGCAGAAUUUCAGUGUUUUCUCCAACCUGACAACCAUCGGGGGCAGAAGCCUCUACAACCGGGGCUUCUCCUUGCUGAUCAUGAAGAACUUGAACGUCACCUCGCUGGGCCUCCGGUCUCUGAAGGAAAUCAGUGCUGGGCGUGUCUACAUCAGUGCCAACCAGCAGCUCUGCUACCACCACUCUCUGAACUGGACAAGACUGCUUCGCGGCCCUCCAGAAGACAGACUUGACAUCAAGUAUAACCGGCCUCGAAGAGACUGUGUGGCAGAGGGUAAAGUGUGUGACCCGCUCUGCUCCUCUGGGGGAUGCUGGGGCCCAGGCCCUGCUCAGUGCCUGUCUUGUCGAAACUACAGCCGAGAAGGCGUCUGUGUGACUCACUGCCACUUUCUGGAAGGGGAACCUCGUGAGUUUGCUCAGGAGGGUGAAUGUUUCUCCUGCCACCCCGAAUGCCUACCCAUGGAGGGCACCAGCACAUGCAAUGGCUCGGGCUCUGACGCCUGUGCUCGAUGUACCCAUUUCCGUGACGGCCCCCACUGUGUGAACAGCUGCCCCAACGGAAUCCUGGGUGCCAAGGGUCCAAUCUACAAGUAUCCAGACGCUCAGAAUGAAUGUCGGCCCUGCCACGAGAACUGCACCCAGGGGUGUAAGGGACCAGAACUACAGGACUGUUUAGGCCAAACAGAGGUAUUAAUGAGUAAAACCCAUUUGGCCAUGGCUGGGAUGGUCGGACUGCCUGUGGCUCUUCUGAUUCUGGGAGGCUCUUUUCUCUAUUGGCGUGGACGCAGGAUUCAGAAUAAGAGGGCUAUGAGGCGCUACCUGGAACGGGGUGAGAGCAUCGAGCCUCUGGACCCCAGCGAGAAGGCAAACAAAGUCUUGGCCAGAAUCUUCAAAGAGCCAGAGCUGAGGAAGCUUAAAGUGCUGGGUUCUGGUGUCUUUGGAACCGUACACAAGGGGAUUUGGAUCCCUGAGGGUGAAUCCAUCAAAAUUCCAGUCUGCAUUAAAGUCAUUGAGGACAAGAGUGGGCGGCAAAGUUUCCAGUCCGUGACUGACCAUAUGCUGGCCAUCGGUAGCCUAGACCACGCCCACAUUGUGCGGCUCCUGGGACUGUGCCCAGGAUCAUCUCUGCAGCUUGUCACUCAGUACUUGCCUCUGGGCUCCCUCCUUGACUAUGUGAGACAGCACCGCGCAGCCCUGGGACCACAGCUGCUGCUCAACUGGGGAGUACAAAUUGCCAAGGGUAUGUAUUACCUUGAGGAACACAGCAUGGUGCACAGGGACCUGGCGCUCCGCAACGUGCUGCUCAAGUCACCUAGUCAGGUGCAGGUGGCCGACUUCGGUGUGGCUGACCUGCUGCCGCCAGAAGACAAGCAGUUACUACACAGUGAGGCCAAGACUCCUAUUAAGUGGAUGGCCCUCGAGUGUAUCCACUUUGGGAAAUACACACACCAGAGUGAUGUCUGGAGUUAUGGUGUCACCAUCUGGGAGUUGAUGACUUUUGGGGCAGAGCCCUAUGCGGGGCUGAGACUGGCUGAGAUACCAGACCUGCUGGAGAAGGGCGAGCGGCUGGCACAGCCUCAGAUCUGCACCAUUGACGUCUACAUGGUCAUGGUCAAGUGUUGGAUGAUUGAUGAGAAUAUUCGCCCCACCUUUAAAGAGCUAGCCAAUGAGUUCACCAGGAUGGCCCGUGACCCACCGCGAUAUCUGGUGAUAAAGAGAGAGAGUGGGCCUGGAAUACCUCCUGGGGCAGAGCCCUCUGCUCUCACAAACAAAGAGCUGGAGGAAGUAGAGCUGGAGCCUGAACUGGACCUCGACCUAGACCUGGAGGCAGAGGAGGACAGCCUGGCCACCACACUGGGUUCUGCCCUCAGCUUACCAGUGGGAACACUUACCCGGCCACGUGGGAGCCAGAGUCUUUUAAGCCCCUCGUCUGGAUACAUGCCCAUGAACCAGAAUAAUCUCGGGGAGGCUUGUCUGGAUUCUGCAGUUUUGGGGGGUAGUGAACAGUGCCCUCGUCCCAUCUCUCUGCACCCAAUCCCACGGGGACGUCUGGCAUCAGAGUCAUCAGAGGGCCAUGUGACAGGCUCUGAGGCUGAACUCCAGGAGAAAGUAUUGAUGUGUAGAAGCCGGAGCCGAAGUCGGAGCCCUCGGCCACGUGGAGACAGUGCCUACCAUUCCCAGCGACACAGCCUGCUGACCCCUGUCACCCCGCUGUCCCCACCAGGGUUAGAGGAAGAGGAUGUCAAUGGCUAUGUCAUGCCAGAUACACACCUCAAAGGUACAUCCUCCUCCCGGGAAGGUACACUUUCUUCAGUAGGUCUCAGUUCUGUGCUGGGUACUGAAGAGGAAGAGGAAGAUGAGGAGUAUGAGUACAUGAACCGGAAGAGAAGGAACAGUCCACCGCGGCCCCCUAGGCCCGGUUCCCUUGAGGAGCUGGGUUACGAGUACAUGGAUGUGGGCUCAGAGCUCAGUGCCUCUCUGGGCAGUACGCAGAGUUGCCCACUGCAUCCUAUGGCCAUCGUGCCAUCCGCUGGUACAACUCCAGAUGAGGACUAUGAGUAUAUGAACCGCAGGCGUGGUGUAGGUGGUGCCGGGGGCGAUUACGCCGCCAUGGGGGCCUGCCCAGCAGCAGAACAAGGGUAUGAAGAGAUGCGAGCCUUCCAGGGGCCUGGACAUCAUGCCCCCCAUGUUCGUUAUGCCCGCCUCAAAACUCUGCGCAGCUUAGAAGCCACUGACUCUGCCUUUGACAACCCUGACUACUGGCACAGCAGGCUUUUCCCCAAGGCUAAUGCCCAAAGAACUUAACCUCUGCUCCUUGAGACUCUUGGGGAGCAUUUGAUGGCAGCUAGUGCCUCUUGAGGGUACCUCUCUCUCACCCUCUCCCUCAGGUCCCACUCCCAUUUCUCCAGCCCUAGACAAUGCCGUCCAGUCUUUGGAGACUUGUACACAUAUCCUUACGCAAUUUUUGUGGUACGUAGCCAGUUGUGCACUUUCUCCUCUUCCCCAGCCCCAGGAGAAGAGAAGGUUUUCCUGUUUGUCCACUUUCCCAAUCCCGUUCCUCAUCUUCCUCAGGGAGACUCCUGGAGAUAUGAAGGGUUACUCUCUAAGCCCCUUUCUCUCCGGCUCUUACUUGGUAGGGUUAGACGGCCUUGUUUCUCAUAAGACUGUCCUAAGGAAGAGAAGAGGACACAGAGCUGGAAGAGGAAAGGAAAUUUUUGGCUCCUGAGAGCAAAUCCCAUGGAAAGAUUGAGAAACUUAAAGCUUUAUGGACUAAAGUUGGGAGUAGAUAGCAGUGACUAUGAAUGAGCACUCACUACUGUGAGCCAGGCACCAUCAAGGUGAACUCUGCCUGCAUUAGUUCAGCCACAUCUCUACAAUCUUGUGAGGUAGAGUUGAUCCCAUUUUACCAAUACAGGAGUCCCCUGAGUGUUCCAAGAUAGCCAGCAGGUUCCUCAGUCUGUGAAUAGUACUGAAUCCUGUAGUUGGGUUUGGUUUGGUUUUUGGUUUUUGGAGACAGUUUCUCUGUUCUCCUUGUUGUCCUGGAACUCAAUCUGCGGACCAGGCUGGCCUCUGCCUCCUGAGUGCUGAGGUUAAAGGCGUGCACCACCACUACCUGGCCUAUAGUUUUUUUAAACCAUGUUUUAGUUGUUGUACAAAACUGAAUGCUACAGUUUAGCGCCUUUUCCAUCUUACCUAAGACGUCAUCAUGCAUUAUGGCCGUAUGUUUUUAGUUUGAGGUGCCACAGCGAAAUUAGUACUACUACUUUGUCUAUUUCCAUAAUUUCAUGGAUUUUAUUAUAGAUAAUACCAUGUGAUUCUCCCCCCAUAUGAAGUCAAGAGCUUUCACCUUUUCUCAAACAAAAACCACUUCCCUUUGGCAUGUCUGAAUGCCAGCAUCGCUACUCUUGCAUUCUGAACCCGUUUGUAGGUAAAAUAAGGAUAUUUGAACACAAGUACUAUGAUACCACUGCCAGUCAGUCUGACAGCAGGUGGGUUAUGAGGUGACUUAUGGACUAUUAGCCAAUAACUAAGGUUACUGGUAUGGAUGUGCUAGGUAAAGAUGACUCAGAAUUGUGUGCAAUCUAAACUUUAGGGACUAUUUAUUUCAGGAAUUUGUCAUCCGACAUUUUCAGAUUGUAGUUGAUCAUAGGCUACUAAAACUAUGGACAGCAAAACCUCAGAUAAUGGGGGACUGAGCCUUGAAGAAAUUAAGCAGCCAGUCCAGGAUUCAAACUCUUCCCAAUUCCAAUACCUGUACUUUUAUUAUAAGGUGUCAAGGAGUACCUAUGUCAAGUCCUUGUAAGGGGCACGUGCGUGCUUGAUGUGUGUGUGUGUGUGUGUGUGUGUGUGAGAGAGAGAGAGAGAGAGAGAGAGAGAGAGAGAGAGAGAGAAAGAGAAACAGGAUCUCACUCUGUAGACUGGCCCGGAACUACGUAGCCCAGGAUGGCUUUGAACUCAGCUCUCAGCAAUCCUGUCUCAGCCUUCCAAAGGCUGUGACUACACGUGUGAACCAGACUCCUUUUCUUGUUUAUGCACUGAAUCAAGCAAAUGCCAACGGCUACAUUUUCCUCCAGUACCCAGGCUUCUCAUCUCAGGAAGAAGUGAAGACAACGCAGGACAACAAACUGGACAUUUUUUGUGCAAGCCAUAGCCCACAUAUGUUGUAGAUAAUAUACACUCCUUACAAGACAAUUCACAAAGGUUCUGAGACUCAAAUUUAACCAGUAGUGAGAAAUUUCUGGUGGGAUAGAAAGAGGAUCCAUUGUCAGACCUCAGUCUUCCUGGAUGGGAACUGGGGAAAAAUGUCUUCCUGUACCAUUAAAGUUUUUUGUUUUGUUUUUAUACGUGUCUGAAUAAAAAAUUGCCAAAGUU